This is a messenger RNA of Bolinopsis microptera, 1120 nucleotides long. RefSeq lists its product as uncharacterized. NCBI's taxonomy places the organism in Eukaryota, Metazoa, Ctenophora, Tentaculata, Lobata, Bolinopsidae. The coding region runs from base 175 to 819 and encodes 214 amino acids. The transcript has 6 exons. The record is from RefSeq and is a predicted model, not a curated record.
UAGGAAUUAACAUAUUUCUUCAGUACUGUUGCAUUAAUCAUAUAUUGUUUAACACUUGCAGAACAGUUUCCUUUAGAAACUUGCGUACCAGUACUUCAACUUAGUGGAUUCAAAUAAUUUCGUUGUGCUUGAACAAAAUUAGUUGUUUGUAACGUUUAACUGCCUACCAGAAACAUGUCAUUCAUGACUAGACUGACACGGGAUAUUGUUGAGAGGGCGGAGGCCAAUCAACCCCUAUCGACUACAAUACCGUCGAAAAGGAAAACAUUAACAACUGUUAUACCUCCGCCCAAGGAGGAAUUUGCAGAAUAUAUUCGGAGCAGAUUGGAGGAAACCCCCGGCCGAGAGUGUGAGACUCCAGGAGUGACUCCGUCCGCUAGAGCAUGGGAGGCGACACCUAACUACGCUACAGCCAUGACACCAGGACAUGCUACUCCGGGCGCUAUGACGCCAGUGUCCACUGCUAGGAGACACAGCGAUAUGACCAACGCUCUGGCGACUGUUGGAUCAAAGAACAGUGCCGUUUUCAACGAUGUAAUUAGGAAAUACAUUACUGACAAGUCAGGGAGCUCCUUGACCCGGCUGCACAUAGAUGAGGUGGUUAGGAGAACCGCAGCCAAGGAGAGCGGCCGGAGGCAGAACCUGAAGAGGUUGGCUAAGAGAAAGCUCACAAGAAUGACCAGUGCAGCGAAGUCUCUUGAAGAGCAGAGAGACAGCCUCAACGAACGUCUACGGACGUUGUAUGACGAGGAGGAAGCUGAGUUGAGCAUGGCUCUUGAAAAGUUUAAUAGGCUAAAAACUAUGAGAUGUAUGAUAUAAACAAUGUGUUUUAAAUUUUGUAAAUAUUCAGUUUUUUAAAUGUAUAUACUUAUAACAUAUUUCGUAAAUUUUGUAAAUAUUCAGUUUUUCAAAUGUAUAUACUUAUAACAUCUUUCGUAAAUUUUGUAAAUAUUCAGUUUUUAAAUGUUUAUACUUAUUGCAUAUUUUGAAAAUUUUGUGAAUAUUCAGUUUUUAAAUGUAUAUACUUAUUACAUAUUUUGCACUUGUAUAAGUUUAAUGUGAGGAAUUUCAAAUCACCUGUUUCUCAAGAAUCCUAUUAUGCUUUUUUGGAAGUUAAAUA